UUUAUUUUAAUCAACUUUUUUUAUUUUUUUUUUAUCGUUACAUUUGGCUUGGAGGAUUUCCUCCUGUAGUCGCCACCUGUGUGUCCGGCUCUAAGUGACGUUGCGCUGGUGUACCGGGAGCUCUCCUCCAUUCCCCGGGAGCGGCGGAGACAAGCUGGUCGCUUCUACACGGCGACUCUCCCGUUCCUGCGCCGGGCUAAGAUGUCCCGUUUUAAAGCGGAUUUAUUUGGCUGCAACAGGCGACAUGACUGGUUGUCCUCGACGGUAUGAAGCAUUGAAGACCAAGUGCCAGAUCGCCACGCAGGAAGAGGACCAUGAUUGACAGCCAGGCGAGCUGAGGAGACCUGUCACUCAUCUUCCUAUCAGUGUGUCAGAGGGCUAUCUCCUACUCGCUUCCCCCCUCUUCCUCCUCCUUCUCCUCCACCAUCCUCCUCCCUCCCUCAAUCCUCUCCUCUUAUCUUCUCAAUGGGCUGGUAACCUCCCCAUCCCUCGUAGUUAUUCCUCACUCCAGAAACCUGAAAGAGACAGAAAUAGUAAAGAAAAACAACGAGACACUUCUAAACCAACCCUCGCUCCACCUGAGGGGAGUUUGGCAUGCCUCCUCACUCUAGUUGAGUGAGUUGUAGUAAGUGGAAGUAGAAGAGGGAUCCCUUGUUUACACACCUCUUUAAGAAGGAGCUGAGAGAGGACCAGUCAUGCUUUUCCAUUUGGCAUUGACGCUGCAGGCGCUAUGGACCGGUGUUUGCCAGGCAGCCGUACAGCACUACCCUGCAGCAUGGGGCCACUACGAUGUGUGUAAGUCCCAGGUUUACUCAGAUGAAGGUUUGACCUGGGACUACAUGGCCUGCCAGCCAGAAGCAGCAGACAUGACCCAGUACCUGAAGGUUACUCUGGACCCCCCCAACAUCACCUGUGGAGACCCUCCAGAGACAUACUGUGCCCUGGAGAACCCCUACAUGUGUAAUAAUGAAUGUGAUGCCACCACAGAGGAACUUGCCCAUCCUCCGGAGCUUAUGUUCGACAUCGAGGGCCGUAACCCCACAACUUUCUGGCAGUCCACGUCUUGGAAGAAGUACCCAAAGGCCCUCCUGGUCAACAUCACGCUAUCUUGGAACAAGACCAUUGAGCUGACUGACGACAUCAUCCUCACCUUUGAGUCAGGCCGGCCUGAACAGAUGGUCCUAGAAAAGUCUCUGGAUUAUGGACGAAGCUGGCAGCCCUACCAGUUCUAUGCCACUGACUGCCUAGACGCCUUUACCAUGGAGCCCAAGACGGUGCAGGAUCUCAGUCAGGACACCCUGCUGGACAUCAUUUGCACUGAGGACUACUCACGAGGUUAUGUGUGGAAGUAUGAUAAAACAGUGCGCUUUGAGAUCAAGGACCGGUUUGCGCUGUUUGCUGGGCCCCGACUCCACAACAUGGCCUCGCUAUAUGGCCAACUGGACACUACCAAGAACCUGCGGGACUUCUUUACCAUCACAGACCUGAGAAUCCGCCUGCUCCGGCCUGCUACUGGAGCUACGACAGUGGACGAGAACAACCUGUCCAGAUACUUCUAUGCCAUCUCUGACAUCAAAGUCCAGGGCAGGUGCAAGUGCAACCUUCACGCCAACAGCUGUGUGUAUGACAAAGAGAAGUUGAGCUGCGAGUGUGAACACAACACCACCGGGCCUGACUGUGGCCGCUGUAAGAGGAAUUACCAGGGGAGAGCAUGGAGUGCUGGCUCCUACCUGCCCAUCCCCAAGGGCACGGCUAAUAUCUGGCUGAGGAUGCUGAGGGAGAUAGGAGCCGGCGGUGUCGCUAACCGAAAAGAAGUAGCUCCUCAAGUUGCAUUGUCCACUGCCCCUUCUGUCCACGUUGCAAACAGCAAGCGAGACUGCGAAUGCUUCGGCCACUCCAACCGAUGCAGCUACAUCGAGCUGCUAAACACCGUCAUUUGCGUGAGCUGUAAGCACAACACUAGAGGCCAGCACUGCCAGCUAUGCAAGCUGGGCUACUACCGCAAUGCCUCAGCUGAACUGGACGAUGAAAAUGUGUGCAUAGAGUGUAAUUGUAAUCCCUUUGGCUCAGUCAGUGAUCGCUGUAAUGGCACAGGAUUUUGUAUAUGUAAGGAGGGCACUACAGGGCCUAAGUGUCAGGAGUGUCUACCCGGCUAUUUGUGGGACGAUGGCUGCAAAUCCCGGGUGUGUGACAACGAGCUCCUGCGCUGCCAAAAUGGCGGGGUGUGUGUCAACAACGUCCGCUGCAACUGUCCCUCAACCUACUCGGGCCUGCUGUGUGAGAAGCCCCGCUGCGAAUCGGAGCUGGGGGGCUGCGGAGGGCCCGACUCGGGCCAGGCCGCCCUGAUGCCUCCGUCCUCUCCCAGGCUGCUGCUGCUGCUGCUGCUGGGCUCGGCACUGCUGAAAGAGGCCUCCUGCUGGCCCGCCACGCUCUAAAGAGACCCAUGACCUGGUGGGAGUUGAUAAACUCCCCAUCGUCUCCACCUUAACCUCCCCAUUCCCCCCUUUCAAAUAAUCAACAACCAUUAAAAAAGAACAACCAUGAGCUUUCUGGACUGAAAUGUACUGAGCUUCUCCGCCGCCAGACUCAAUGGACACUCACGCUGACGAUAAAGGGAAUGUGCCAGACAAAUGAGUGCAAAAACUUUUCAUUUAAUUUCAAAGAAUAUAUAGAAAUGAAAAAAACAUAUACUUCUAAAAAUGCCAGAUAUUAUGAGCGCCUAAUAAGAGUAAAAUGAGCAAAGAACAAUGAGACCCCCCUCCCCUUCUAAGCCAUACCAGGUACUUGAGCUCCUUCCAGUUUGAGAAGGGAUAACUGAAGAUGACAGACUCGUUCACUUCCUCUCUUAUUGCCACGGCAACAACAGCUGCGACCAAUCAGCUCUCGCACGAGCCGACAGCGGCCGCCGAUUCCCCCCGGGAUGCUUCUGCGAGUUAAUGUUGGCUGGACUGACGCCGAAUAAAUCUCCAAGAAACUGUCCCCGCCUCGCUGAACGGCAAAGACUGGCCUCUGAAACAUAACCGUUAUACUUCAAUACAACGACAAAACAAUAAGAGGAGAAAACACAGGAAGCAUUCUUUGCUGUCAGUGCAUUGUGGAUAGAAGGGAAUCUGUCCGGACUGCCACUUUGUGACACAAAAACCUUGCCCACGUCGAUCCCUCUCUAGCUUUCUGUCUCUCCUUCGAGCUCUAUCUCAUCCUCCCUCCUGUUCAUCCUCCCUCCCUUUCCGUCCUCCAGUCCCCAAUCCCCUCGCCAUGCUGCCACAGACCUGUGCUUUUCGUGAACGUUACUCUGUAAACCCUUGUUGGUUGAAAGAUUCUUUUGUCCGAUGUUAGUGAUGCACAUGUGUAAGAAGCCUCUUCCCCUCCCCUCCCCCCUCCUCCCUUCCAAAAAAGAUACUCCAGUAAAGCUGUCUGAUUCUUUUUCUAUCUUAGAGCCACCACGCUCCCUACGAUCAUGGUCGGAGGAUAGUUUUCACCUGAGCAGACGAGAAGUGCAUAGAAAACCAUCGGUGUAUUUGCAAGUUCUUUUCUCGACAGAGCAAACAAAAAAAAAAAGAGUCAUAUAGUCCUUUUGUAUCUUUGCCGAACUGUGAUUGAAAAAAGGCAAUCUUUAAUGUAUCUAUUUAAGACAUCCAAAUGCAGAAGCAGUUGUUUAUGGGUUUUUUUUUUCUUUGAUUUACAUUUAUUUCAUUCACUUAUUUUAUUUGUUAACAAUACUUUUAGUUGUGCAGUUGAUUUUCCUUUGUAUUGGCAACGUGCUGGCAUCAAAGAAUAUCAGUUUACAUAUACAGUAUUAAUAAAGUGUAAUAAAAUCCCACCAAAGGACAUUAUAAAUGUUUUGUUCUUGCUUUAACA
Messenger RNA from Morone saxatilis (striped sea-bass), 3858 nucleotides. It is a transcript of the gene ntng1a, whose product is annotated as netrin g1a. Lineage: Eukaryota; Metazoa; Chordata; Actinopteri; Moronidae. The record is from RefSeq and is a predicted model, not a curated record. Gene Ontology annotation, molecular function: cell-cell adhesion mediator activity. The transcript is spliced from 10 exons. Bases 696 to 2435 code for a protein of 579 amino acids.